AUGUUCCGGUUGAUCGAUCGUUCCGCUCCCCAAGUCCGCCCACCUUGGGGAGUCGGUACUGGCGAUAAUUUCGAAUUAUCAUUCGGAGAGGUCGAACAACAACUUUAUAUUACGAAGAUGGCAGAUGAUACUCGGGAUACUGCUCCGCCUGGCCUGCCCGAGGGCGCGAAUGAACAGACAGCUACAGGAGAUGCUUCCUCGCCGCAACGAAAGACACAGUAUGAGCUUCCCAAAUCGCAGGUCGGCAAGUUAUGGGAGGCAUUUGGCAAUCCGGAGGAAUCGGCCAAUCGGUUUUCAACUACGGGGUACAGCGGGGCAAAGAAGGAUGCGAACGAUGUUUCAGUAACCGAUGCUGUCAAGUCUAUGUCUGUCAAGGAUGUCACUUCAUUCUAUAAAGCUCCCUGCGCCCGAGACUCGUUAUUGCUGGGAAUUGGCGCUGGCUUCGGUAUUGGGGGUAUUCGAGGUGUAUUGGGAGGACUGCGCUCUAUGUGGACUGCCUGCAAUUGGGCUGUUGGCGCAUUUGCUAUCACCUCUCUUGCCGCACACGAAUUCUGUCAGCGACGCCGGAUCCAAGAGCUUGAUGGAAUGAAGCAAGCAGUGGAGAUGAUGAAGGAAUUGAAGCUUAAGAAACAGCGAGAAAAGGAACAAAAGGCCGCUGAACAAGCUGCCCGCUUAGCCGAAGAGGAGAGGCAGAGGAAGAGCUGGACGAAUCUAUCAAAUUAUAAGUUCUGGUAG
Molecule: messenger RNA, 735 nt
Organism: Aspergillus clavatus NRRL 1
Lineage: Eukaryota; Fungi; Ascomycota; Eurotiomycetes; Eurotiales; Aspergillaceae
Product: COX20 family protein
Exons: 2
Coding region: 1-735 (244 amino acids)
Biological process (GO): mitochondrial respiratory chain complex IV assembly
Cellular component (GO): mitochondrion; mitochondrial inner membrane
Source: RefSeq, a predicted model, not a curated record